AUGGUAGUAAAAGCUCACGUUGACAUGAUGAGUUUGAAUAAACCUGAAUUAAAUUUGCUCGUCCCUGUACACGUUAUAUUACUAAUUGAAAGCCAACCAAUUGGAAAAUUUAUCCAGAUGUUUAAUUCCACUGAAGUGUUAGUUGUUGGGGAACAUGACCAAUUGAGUCAAGCUGUGGACCAGAAACUUAGUGAUGCUUCGACAAUUGUUCUCAGCGCCCCUAUCUUUGCCACAAUUUUUGCUAAAGUAUUCCUGAAGGAAGCUUGUGGUAUUAUCAACACCAUUUUGGUUCUAAUGACAUUAGGAGGUGUCUUACUCGUUGCAAAACCAGCAUUCCUGACUGGAAGCUCUAUCUCGACCAGUCACAUUGUGGGAUCAAUUAUAGCUUUUACCGCUUGCAUUCUCGACGGUUUGUGGUUCGUUGCAAACAGAAAGCUGCAGAAGACUCAUUUUUCUGUCAUUAUUAUAGUUUACUCAAUAGUCGUCAUCAUCUUGGAUACAGUAAUUCUUGCUUUUCUGGACGGGUUUAACCUUCGUGUUUGUGGAAACGAUGGCAUCUACUUAGUUGGUGUGGCUUUUUGUGGCAUCGGAGGACAACUUUUAAUAACAGCUGCACUUAAACUGGAAAAUGUAGGCCCAAUUUCAAUAGCUAGAACAAUUGAUAUAGUUCUAGCAUUUAUUUUUCAGGUUACAACGACUGGUGAAAAGGUCACUUGGUCAAGUGUUCUCGGAGCCAUUCUA
Molecule: messenger RNA, 741 nt
Organism: Limulus polyphemus (Atlantic horseshoe crab)
Lineage: Eukaryota; Metazoa; Arthropoda; Merostomata; Xiphosura; Limulidae
Product: solute carrier family 35 member G1-like
Exons: 4
Cellular component (GO): membrane
Source: RefSeq, a predicted model, not a curated record